UAAUGCACCCACCUUCUCAGCUCUAAAUGCUCUUGUAGGGUCUCUCUCUCUCUCUCUCUCUCUCACUGUGUGUUCUUAGGAUACAAAGAAAUUUCUCCUCACACCAUCUCUGUCCUCUCAUUCUCUUUCACAUCUCUCUGCACAACAUGGAAACCCCGGAUUUUCUGCGCAACAAGACACAACCACAUACUCUCACACCAUGCACCGCCGGAGGAAGAACCGCCAGUCCCGACCCCAACUCGCCCGAGUUUGAGUUCUGGAGAGUCCGAAACCCUUCUCUUCCUCCUCCCAAUCUCCUAUCCGCCGACGAGCUUUUCUUCCACGGCGUCCUCCUCCCUCUCCACCUCCUCCCCCACCGUCCUCCUGAACCCCCCGACCCGGACCCGCAAAACCCCGACCUCUCCAACUCGGUCGGUCCGGGCCCAGAACCCGAGUCUGGCCUCAGUCCAAACUUAUCCUCCGAGCCGCUCGCUUCCUUGUUAACCGCGUCGAAGAGAUGGAAAGAUAUCUUCAAGAAGAGUGAUAAGAAAACCCAGAGAAACCCGGAUGAGAAAGAGAAAGAAAAGAAGAAAGAGAAGAAGAGUCAGACCGGAGUGAGUUCGGCUUCAGCUGAGUUAAACAUCAACAUAUGGCCGUUUUCGAGGAGUAGAUCCGCCGGGAACGGCGGGACCCGACCCAGAAUGACGUUCGGAGCUCCGGGGACCCGAAAGGUGAGCAGCGCCCCUUGUUCCCGGAGUAAUUCAGCCGGCGAGUCGAAGUCCAGGAAGUGGCCAAGUAGCCCGGGUCGGGCGGGUGUCCAUCUGGGUCGGAGCAGUCCCGUUUGGCAGGUACGGCGGACGGGCUCGGUUCCCAAGAACCCCUCAUCCGAACCUGUGGUUCGGAACGGUGAAAAACCGAUCGGUAAAAAAGACGUUACCGAGAGUCGCAAUAGUAAAACGGGGAGUGGCAGUAUAAAUGCCAAGGUAUUGAAUUUGAACGUGCCAACGUGUAUAGGUUACCGUAGCCGCUUGAGCUGCGGGAGUGACGUCGGCAGCGCCAUACAAGUGAGUGGCAAUAGCAACAUCAGUGGUGGAAAUAGCAAUAUUGGUAAUACUUCCACUAAUGUUGGGAAUACCAGUGGCGGUAAUAAUUUGUUCAGUCUGCGUAAUUUUUUCACUAAGAAGGUUUAUUGAUUGUGUUAAAUGUCUAAAUUAACCCUUUUGGUAAUUUUUUGUUUGCUUUAGUUUUAAGGGUAUUAUUGUUAUUAUCAUUAUAUGGGUUAAUUUUGUGUUUAUUUUGUAAAAAAGAAAUAGUAGUUUAUUGGCUUUACAUGUAAUUUACUUAUUUAGUAGAAAUGUAAAUAUUUGGAGCCUUUUGAAA
Messenger RNA from Carica papaya (papaya), 1359 nucleotides. Its product is annotated as serine/arginine repetitive matrix-like protein. Lineage: Eukaryota; Viridiplantae; Streptophyta; Magnoliopsida; Brassicales; Caricaceae. The record is from RefSeq and is a predicted model, not a curated record.